Messenger RNA from Nannochloropsis gaditana CCMP526, 995 nucleotides. RefSeq lists its product as uncharacterized. The transcript is spliced from 3 exons. The record is from RefSeq and is a predicted model, not a curated record. Bases 90 to 995 code for a protein of 301 amino acids.
CCACAGAUGCAAGGAGAUGCCGGUCCACCCUUAAGUGCCUGGUGCGCACGCAGCAUGUCAGCACAGCGUCUCUUGAGGUUGCGACCGCUAUGAACGCCGUCAGAGACGGUGGGCCUCCUGGCUGGGCUCUGGUGGGCGAGCUCCAGUCAGCACCAGGAUUGGACCGUCUAAGCCAUUGUCGUCUAGCGUCGACGACCUUUACGUACAUCGGAUACCGACUGCGCAAAGCCGGACGCCUUCAGCACUAUAAAUUGCAAGGGAUCCUGCGUGCAUGGGAUGUGUACUGUUACCGAACCAAGACUGACGUGACAUGCGGGGCUUUGCUGGGCCUGUAUCGUAUCCUGGCAUCGCCUAUACCUCAUGGCGUUCCAAUCUGUUAUCAGGCGUCAUUACAGGAGAACAUUUCAAUGUACGAUGAUCGACCGAUUGAAGAGAAAUUGUCCCCUCACCACAUGCCGGAGUACGUGUUGAGGCUUUGCAUGGAAAGCCGCAAGGAAGGUGCUGCUGUAUGCGGAUACACGUACGUGAACGGGCACUUCCAACUGUGGACGGACACUCUCUUUGCGGAGAAGUACUACACUGCGACCGAGGCGAACGCACGUUUCACGCAGUUUGCAGUCCUGCCUUGUUAUCUGUACGGGUGUUUAUUCCAUCCUCGAGAUCGCCCCUGUUUUUACGAGCUCCUGGUCGAGUACUUGUUGACAAAGGGGGACGAGAGGCGUCGUCUAGCCAUGGUGGCGGAGGUGCUAAGGAACGACGGGACCAGCGAGGCUUGCUUGGUACAGGCACGACACACGGUGAUGAAUGACGGUCAGUACCUGGCCUUCGCCAUGAGCUUUCUUCCCUUGGCCAACGCCAGCGCGAGCUCGUACACGGUUCAUCAUCUCCGCAAGUGCAGUGCCUGGCAUGCAGAGCGGCUGGACCUUCCUGACCUGGAGAAUGAGGGGGAGAAAAGGCCGAAGGGGCAGCUCAGGGAGGCUGUCAGUCACAUGUAA